GGCAACAAAAGCAAUAUACUCCGGUUUUUUGCAAAACUAAUCACACACAAACGUGUGGAACGGGACAGGAUGUUUGUCAUUUCGUACUUUCUCAGCGAUGACACGAUUUCAGUGUUUGAACCUGUAGAGAGGAAUUCAGGGUUUACUGGUGGGAUGUUCCUGAAAAGAAUGCGCGUUAAGAAGCCUGGACAAGAAGUCUUUAAAAGCGAACUAUCAGAAUACAUCCAGGCCAAGGACCUGUAUAUUGGAGCCAGAGUGAACUUGAAUGGCUACCUGUUUCACUUGCUCAACGCUGACGAGUAUACCUUACGCUACAUGGAGGAGAAUUCAGAUCAGUUUCCCAUGAGCAGCAUUGAACUCGUCCUACAAAAGCUGAAAGAACCAUCAAAAUCCAGAGAGCUCAAGCACUUAUUUAGAAAUGCUGACCCCAAGCUUACAAAGAGAGUGGAUUAUAAUGCAUUCAGGUAA
Herpailurus yagouaroundi (jaguarundi) is the source of this 468-nucleotide messenger RNA. RefSeq names its product EF-hand domain-containing family member C2-like. The record is from RefSeq and is a predicted model, not a curated record. Gene Ontology annotation, cellular component: microtubule. Gene Ontology annotation, biological process: regulation of neuron projection development. Lineage: Eukaryota; Metazoa; Chordata; Mammalia; Carnivora; Felidae. The transcript has 3 exons. The coding region runs from base 70 to 468 and encodes 132 amino acids.